Molecule: messenger RNA, 4076 nt
Organism: Setaria italica (foxtail millet)
Lineage: Eukaryota; Viridiplantae; Streptophyta; Magnoliopsida; Poales; Poaceae
Product: myosin-binding protein 2
Exons: 4
Coding region: 523-3387 (954 amino acids)
Molecular function (GO): myosin binding
Source: RefSeq, a predicted model, not a curated record
CGUUCCACCAAACGGGCCCCUUUCCCCCUCUUCUCCCUCCCCUCCUCCCCUUCGUCCUCUCUGUUCUUGUUAAUAGCGCUCGUAAUCCCGUCACUAUCGCUAGUCCCCCCGCCCCACAUCCUCUCCCUGUAAAGAUUUCGUUCUUUCAUCCUUUUGGAUUUCCGAUCCCGUUCUCGGUCCCCGUUUUGAUUUUGCUUGUGAAAAAAAAUCUCGUCUUUGUUGCAAUCUGCAGUAGUAGCGGGGAGGGAGGAGGGAGUUUGUGCAGAGUUUGUUUUCCCUCUUUUUUUGUUCUUUUUUGAUCCGGAAGCGGAGUUCUUGUAGUGGUUACUUGCCACUAAAUAAUCGCGCUUGGAUUGCGUUCUCCGGCUCCGCUCCAAUCCAAUUUGUGUCGCUGGAGGAGGGAUUCGGGGGCGGAAGGCACUGUUCUGUGCUUCCUUGGAUUCCACGGCAAAGCCCGGCUGCGAGGUUGGCGUCCCUCUCGGUCGCAUUCCGCCGGUUGCCAAGGGGCCGGGCUGCGGGAAGAUGGUGUCGCAGGCGCCCAUGGCGGGGGCCAACCUCACGGCGGCGCUGUGCAAGAAGAGCAACCGCGUCGCGCGGGUGCUCGCGUACGCGCUGCUGGAGUGGAUCCUCAUCGCGUUGCUCCUCGCCAACGGCGUCUUCUCGUACCUCAUCUCCAGGUUCGCCGCCUUCUUCGGCCUCGCGCCGCCCUGCGCGCUCUGCUCCCGCCUCGGCGUCGACAGCCUCUUCGAGCGCCACGCGCACCGUGGCGUCGGCGGCGCCGAGCCUCUGCGCCGCGUGCUGUGCGACGCGCACGCCGCCGAGCUGUCGUGCCUCGGCUACUGCAGCGCGCACCGCCGGCUCGCGGACGCCGGGGACAUGUGCGAGGACUGCGCCGCGGCCGCGGCGCCCGGGAAGGCGCUGCUCUCGUGGAUGGGCCGGAGCGAGCUCGGCGAGCGGGACCUCGCCUGCGCCUGCUGCGGCGUCGCGCUCGAGAGCGGCUUCUACUCGCCGCCCUUCUUGCUCCCCACGCCGGCGAAGGGUGGCACAGAUUGCGGCAACAAGGAAGAGGAAGAGGCGGCGAGGCUAAAUGGAGACGUUGUCUUUGUGUCCGAGGAAGGCCCUGUGAUCGAGCUCUUUGACGAGAAACCAUUGCUGGGGGAUGACUCAAUCAGUGUCUUGGCUCACGGUCCUGAGAUUGUUGCCAAUGUCGAGCGUCUGGUGCCUCUUGAAUCCAUUGACUCAUUGGCUGUGGACAUGGGUGCAGUGUCAUCCCAAUCUGGUGUUGAGAGGAAGGAAGCGGUUGAUCAUGUAAGGCAGGACAACGUGGUCAUGGAGAACAUGGUUAAUGCCAAUGAGGAGAAAAUUGUGAUGACAAAUGAUGAUGACAAGGGGGAUGGUGUGGUUGAUCGGCUGAUUGAUGAGCAGAUUGCUGACAUAGCCCUUGUGCCAGCUUGUAUGGAAGGUACGUUUGAUGAUGUGAUAAAUGCAGGCAAAACUGUUGAGGGCUUUGCUGAGCAGUCUCCUGAGGAGGACAGUGGAUUGAAAGAUAAGGAUAUGGAAAUAUCAGUUGAGGAUGAGAUAUCUGAGGAUGAUCAAGUUAAAAAGGUGUAUACUAUGCUAAGUGACACCAGUGACCAUGAAUUUGUUGAGAAGUUAGACAGAAGUAUCGAGGUGGAGCAUUUUCAACAGGCUGAGUUAAAGCAAAAAUUGAACUUGAUGACAAUGGUAGCUUCUGCGUAUGUCGCUGUAACUCAGCCUGAGGAGAAGCAGGUUCACCAAGCUGAGGUGAAUCAGGAGUUGGGUUCAAUACCAAUACAGCCAAGGGAGCAUUCUGGUGAAGAACUUGAAGGAGAGAGAGCUGCACAGGCUGGGCUGGAACAAGAGUGUGACUCUAUGCCAAUUGAUUCUGGGGAACAUGCUUGCAUGACUUCAUAUGCUUGUACUGAUGAUGAGCAGGUUGAGAUGAAGCAGAAAGUCACUUUAGCUGCAGCAGAUGUUCCGGAGUUUCCAGCAGACACUUUUAAUGAUGACACAAACGCAUGGAAAGAAGAUAUUGAAGAGGAUCCAACUGAAGCUGCUCUAACAAGCAUACACGAACCUUUGACAAGCUUAGACAAGUUCUCUCCCAAUCAUACUGUUACCGAAGAAGAGAGAGACCCUGAGACGCCAACUCAUAUUGAAGGUAUAUGUGAUUCACAGGAAUUGUUGGAUUCUAAAGCAGCUGUUUCUGAUGCUAAAUCCGUAGAUUCAAGUGUUGCUACUAUGACUACUGAUCUGGAAAGCACUGAAUUCGUUAGUGUCGAUCAACUAAAAUCUGCCUUGGCAUCUGCACGCAAGUCAUUGAACAGCCUAUAUGCUGAACUUGAAAAUGAGAGGAACGCUGCUGCUAUAGCUGCUGAUGAAACCAUGGCAAUGAUAAACCGCUUGCAAGAACAGAAAGCUGCAAUGCAGAUGGAGGCGAUCCAGUACCAGCGGCUUAUGGAGGAACAGUCAGAGUAUGAUCAAGAAGCACUGCAGAGGCUGAAUGAACUAGUUGUAAAGAGAGAGAAGGAGAAGCAAGAUCUGGAAAGAGAACUCGAGCUGUAUCGCCACAAGGUUCAUCUCUAUGAGGCAAAGGUGAGAAAAAUGUCCAGGCACAAGGCUGAUGACCAGAAUGGGUCAUCGUCAGCUUCAUCAAGUGCUGAGGACAGUGAUGACCUUUCGCAAAGUUUCUAUGAAGGCGAUGAAUCUGCCCAUGGUCUUAAUGGAAGCAAUGGGAGUAUUCCUACAGAUGUUGUUCUACAAGAAACUGCCAGGCAUCUGGUUACCCUUGAUGGCUCACUAGCUGAUUUUGAGGAAGAGAGACUCUCCAUUCUGGAACAACUUAAAGUGCUAGAGGAUAAACUUUUUGACCUUGAUGAUGAAGAAUCCAAUAACAUGAAGACAGACAAGCAUUUCUCAGAAGAACACCAUUUAAGCGGUGCCUCAAAUGGUUUCUCUGAUGAUGAAAGCUGCUUUAAACUUCAUGACAAAAGAAAAAGUGUAACAUGUAGAGGAAAGAAGCUUCUGCCACUGUUUGACGACGCUACUGUGGGAGCUAGAAAUAUCGUUCUAACUAAGCAAGGUGAUGAGGCAGAUCAUUCAACAGAAGUCACAUUGGACCUUGCUCGAGAGCAAGAUAAACUUGCAAUCGCCCAUGAGAUUGAUCAAGUCCAUGAAAGGCUGCAUGCUCUUGAGGCAGAUAGGGAAUAUAUAAAACAGUGUGUGAGAUCUUUGAAAAAGGGAGGCAAAGGGUUUGAUCUUCUUCAGGAGAUCUUACAGCAUCUUCGAGACCUGAGAAGGAUUGAGCAACGUGCAAGGAACUCUGGGGAGCUUUCACCCCACUAUCUGCAUCUUUACACGGACUAAAGAUCAGCUGCAGGCCCUGUGCUCAUGUCCGACCGACCAAUAUAGCUCGAAGACGGAAAGCAUACAACACGGUAAGAAAAAAAGGGAUUGCCGACUAACUAGUAUUGUCAUUGGAGAAAUUUGGUUCAUUCCCGGAGAGAAAGGAGCUCCUCCAGGAAACACCAUCACAGUUGGUUCAGCGACGCCAUCCGGAAGGCAGAUCAUGGAGCAAUCCUGCCUUCCAAGGUCCAGGGUUUUUUGUGGACCACUUUGCACGUUCUCUCUUUGUUUUUGUUGGUUUAAGUUUUCCCGGGUAGGGGGGGCUUCCAAACUUUUGCCUAAGGGCAAGAGGUUGGUUGGUGAGCUGCCCUGGGCCAUGGGGUGUGUUUGUGGGGUUGUGGCGGCAAUCAUGGCCUUGUGCAAGCUUUGGAAUUCAUUCAUUAGCACGAAAACAUGCCGCUGGCAGCUUUGCUGCCAGGUAUAGAGUGAGUAUAAAAAGAGGUAGUCCCAGCGGGCUUCACUAGUUUUUGUUUCUUUUUUUCCGUCUAAAUUCUUUUCCUGUAAAUCCUCUAGCUGUAUGUAAUGCGCUUUCGGCUUAUGGAAUGGUGACGAGGUGUUGGGUGUGUGUGCAGAGCAUAAUUGCUGUUUGAUGAGAGCAUAGCUGUGCGCCUGUGCCGGCGGCCUUUUCCGUUCGUUUCUUUUCUCCUUUA